Messenger RNA from Apaloderma vittatum (bar-tailed trogon), 1067 nucleotides. RefSeq names its product zinc finger, DHHC-type containing 3 (gene ZDHHC3). Gene Ontology annotation, biological process: peptidyl-L-cysteine S-palmitoylation; protein targeting to membrane. The record is from RefSeq and is a predicted model, not a curated record. Gene Ontology annotation, molecular function: protein-cysteine S-palmitoyltransferase activity. NCBI's taxonomy places the organism in Eukaryota, Metazoa, Chordata, Aves, Trogoniformes, Trogonidae. Bases 25 to 924 code for a protein of 299 amino acids. The transcript is spliced from 6 exons. Gene Ontology annotation, cellular component: Golgi apparatus; endoplasmic reticulum.
AAGCAAGUAUGGACAUAACAGCCUAUGAUGAUCACUCCAGUCCACCGCUUCCGAGAUAUUGAAAGGAAACCUGAAUACCUCCAGCCAGAAAAGUGUGUUCCACCUCCGAGCCGCGUUUCGCUGGGAACAAUGUGGUUUAUCCGAGAUGGCUGUGGUAUUGCGUGUGCUGUCGUGACCUGGAUGCUGGUGUUCUACGCCGACUUUGUAGUCCUUCUUGUCAUGUUAGUUCCAUCGAGAGAUUAUGUUUACAGCGUCAUCAAUGGCACGCUGUUCAACACCUUGGCUUUCCUCGCUUUGGCCUCACAUUUUCGUGCUAUGCUGACAGAUCCAGGUGCUGUACCCAAAGGUAAUGCCACAAAGGAGUUCAUUGAGAGUUUGCAGCUGAAGCCAGGACAGGUGGUUUACAAGUGCCCAAAGUGUUGUAGCAUCAAACCUGACAGAGCGCAUCACUGCAGUGUUUGCAAGAGGUGUAUUCGGAAAAUGGACCAUCACUGCCCGUGGGUCAAUAACUGCGUAGGAGAGAAUAACCAGAAGUACUUUGUACUGUUUACAAUGUAUAUAGCACUGAUUUCCCUGCAUGCUCUAAUCAUGGUGGGAUUUCAUUUCUUGUAUUGCUUUGAAGAAGACUGGACAAAAUGCAGUUCCUUCUCUCCGCCAACGACGGUGAUUCUCCUCAUCCUCUUGUGUUUCGAGGCUCUCCUGUUUCUCAUCUUCACCUCGGUUAUGUUUGGGACCCAAGUACACUCCAUCUGCACUGACGAAACGGGAAUAGAACAGUUGAAAAAGGAAGAGAGAAGAUGGGCUAAAAAAACAAAAUGGAUGAACAUGAAAGCAGUAUUUGGCCAUCCGUUCUCUAUAGCAUGGCUUAGCCCAUUUGCAACACCAGACCAAGGAAAAGCAGACCCGUACCAGUAUGUGGUCUGAAGAAUUCCUGACCAGCAUUUCCACUAAAAUAGAACCAUAUUACAGCACUACUGUUAUAAGUUUUCCAUGAAUGUUUAAAACAAGAAGCAAAACGAACUUUUUUUUUUUAAUGUCUAUUGAGUGGCUGAUAAUUGCAGAGAAAA